This is a messenger RNA of Erythranthe guttata (spotted monkey flower), 1321 nucleotides long. RefSeq names its product fatty acid desaturase family protein (gene DES-1-LIKE). Gene Ontology annotation, molecular function: sphingolipid delta-4 desaturase activity. Gene Ontology annotation, cellular component: membrane. Gene Ontology annotation, biological process: ceramide biosynthetic process. The record is from RefSeq and is a predicted model, not a curated record. NCBI's taxonomy places the organism in Eukaryota, Viridiplantae, Streptophyta, Magnoliopsida, Lamiales, Phrymaceae.
ACAAUCACCCCCUCCAAAAUAAUCUCUCUCUCUCUCACAAGAAAGAGAAAUAAAACGUAUUUGUGAGAGAAGAGGGGGAAAUAAGAAAAAAAAUAAAAUGGGGUACGAAGGUAAAGGGAGAGCUGAAGAAGAAGAAGAAGGAGUUAUGGCUACAGAUUUCUUCUGGUCGUAUACAGAUGAACCACACGCUUCCCGCAGAAGACAGAUUCUCUCUCAGUAUCCUCAAAUCAAACACCUCUUUGGCCCCGAUCCAUUUGCUUUCCUCAAGAUUGCUGCGGUGGUGUCGCUUCAACUAUGGACCGCGACAUUCCUCUGCAACUCCGAUUGGUUAAAGAUACUAAUCGUGGCGUAUUUCUUCGGCUCGUUUCUCAAUCAUAAUCUCUUCUUAGCUAUACACGAGCUCAGUCACAACCUAGCCUUCUCAACUCCAGUCUACAAUAGAUGGCUAGGUAUCUUCGCUAACCUCCCCAUCGGUGUACCGAUGUCCGUCACUUUCCAAAAGUACCACCUCGAGCACCACCGCUACCAAGGAGUCGACGGAGUUGACAUGGACAUCCCGAGUCAGACAGAAGCCAACCUCGUCAAAAAUGUAGUGUCGAAGUCGAUAUGGGUCCUACUCCAGCUCUUCUUUUACGCACUACGCCCCCUCUUUCUCAAACCGAAACCCCCUGGUUUGUGGGAGUUCACUAAUCUGAUUAUCCAGGUGGCACUUGAUGCUGCCAUGGUGUACUUUUGGGGGUGGAAAUCUUUGGGCUAUUUGAUUCUUUCCACCUUUGUCGGUGGUGGAAUGCACCCCAUGGCGGGCCAUUUUAUCUCGGAGCACUAUGUGUUUAACUCGGAUCAAGAAACGUAUUCUUACUACGGACCUUUGAAUAUGAUGACGUGGAGCGUGGGGUACCAUAACGAGCACCAUGAUUUUCCGAGAAUACCCGGUAGCAAGCUUUACAAGGUGAAGGAGAUUGCACCCGAGUAUUACAACCAUUUGGAUUCGUAUAAAUCAUGGAGCCAGGUUAUCUAUAUGUAUAUUAUGGACAGGACUGUGGGCCCCUUUAGCAGGAUGAAGAGAAACAUAUCGGUAAAGUCAGUGAAAAAGUCUGAAUAGGUGUGAGUUCUCUGAUUAUUACUCUGUUCCUCGGUUUUUUUACUGGUGUAGUACGAGAGAUAGUCAUUUUUUUGUUUGAUUCGCAUUGUUAUUUUUGUAUCGGAGGAUUAGUUUGUUCAUUAUGCUAUGGAUCGGUGAUUCAUUAGUUGUUGUUUAGCCAGUUACAAAAGCUGUGAUUGUUUUAUAUUUUUGUUGGGAAGAAUAGAAAGAAUCACACUG